AUGUGUCGCACUGAGAUCAUCACUUAUUAUUGCGCCUCACCAAAAUGUGCUUCGCCAGACGAACCAUACGAAGAGCUCAUCUCGUACAAGAUAUGCGUACCCACCCAUUAUGACCACGAGGACUACCAUAUCGACAGGCUGAAUCAAGAUGCCGCGACGAUCAGGGAUGCGGAGAGGAGCACUGUGCGUAAAGGCUCAUGUCUUCGUUGCGAAGAAGACCAGAGCCAAGACCCUGCGAGAUACCUGUCUUGGAUCCGAAAUCCAGCUUCGACAACCACAAACCAGAGCACCGUCGCUGGCAACGUGGUCAGCUUCAACGAUGUCGAUCCUUUGCAACGGCAAGAUCUGUGCAGAAAGCUGGUAGCAAUUGAGCCACCCCUCCCCUCAACGGCGUGUCCUUGGCUUUGCGCACGACUGGAACUUUCUCAAGACGUUUGCACGCUUGCCACACAAAUUCUCGACGCUGUUGAUCGCAGCAACUUCGAUGGGCGGCAUCAGGAUCCAGCGCUUCUCGGUGCCGGCGUCUUCAUGGCUGCAUAUCUUUUGGGCGAGAGAAAGCUCAAGGCGAAGGAGGUCAAGAGAUGCAUGAAAGGUAGUCACAGAGAUCAAAUCGAGGCUGCUUAUUCGUUGCUGCAUGGGAAGUGGGAUACAAUCUUGAGAAGUCAGGUUGGAGGAGGUUUGAGGUAUCGGAUUGAUGAUGGCAGGCUGCCAAAGCCGGUCAGGGGAGACUGGGCGCCCAGAGAUCACUGGAUGAUGUGA
This is a messenger RNA of Pseudocercospora fijiensis CIRAD86, 759 nucleotides long. RefSeq lists its product as uncharacterized. The transcript has a single exon. The coding region runs from base 1 to 759 and encodes 252 amino acids. Lineage: Eukaryota; Fungi; Ascomycota; Dothideomycetes; Mycosphaerellales; Mycosphaerellaceae. The record is from RefSeq and is a predicted model, not a curated record.